Jatropha curcas is the source of this 2493-nucleotide messenger RNA. RefSeq names its product putative membrane protein At3g27390. The record is from RefSeq and is a predicted model, not a curated record. NCBI's taxonomy places the organism in Eukaryota, Viridiplantae, Streptophyta, Magnoliopsida, Malpighiales, Euphorbiaceae.
UUUGUGCAUUUCUACAAUCUCAACCACACACGUGUCUUCAAGUUCAAACGUGUAUCGAGAAUGUCGCAGGUUGUAAUAGGCUACCACUUUGCUUUGCUUUUAAUUAAAGCACAAGAACAGUGAGACCUCACUAAGCAAGAAAGGAUUCUUUUUCUAAUCUUCUUUUCCUUCUCCUAAUCUUAUUCUUCUUCGUCUUCUUCUUCUUGUUUUUUUUUUUUUUCUUCUUUUUUAGUUUUUUUAAGUUUUCUUCAUUGUAACUGAUCUUUCAGUGUAUAAUCUUAACUUGAGGCCUCUAAUGGACGGUUAUUCAAAUUCAACCGCCUGGACCGUUCAAUCAAGUUUUCUGAUUUCUUGUUCAUUCAAAUUCCAAAUUUUACUAAAAAAUAUAAGUGCAGUUUUUGAAUAAAAGAAAAAGCUUCUUGCUUUUGUUUUUGGCCAUCACUUGCAAGAACUCAAGCAAAUUCUACUAUUUGGGAGCAGUUAGGCUAGUUUCUGAGAUGGUUUUGUUGUAAAUUUGUAGAGAUCUGAGUGGCUUUUACAAGGAGAUAUGGAGCCUCCAAGGGGAGUUUUGGCUUCUUGCUGGAACUUUAUUCGCUUUCUUCCUUUCUUCAUCGGGCUACUGCUACUGGGAACUGUUAAAGGUAUCAUUUUCUGCCCAUUGGCAUGCCUUAUCAUGGCAAUUGGAAAUUCUGCUAUCAUAAUAGGUCUUUUGCCAUUGCAUACUUUUUGGACAUAUUAUUCAAUUUUGAGAGCUAAACAAUUGGGGCCUAUUUUGAAGAUUCUUCUGUGCGUGACCCUACCAGUUCCUUUGAUUCUGUGGCUUGUGGUUGGCAUUGUAGGAAGUGUUAUUGGUGGAGCAAUGUAUGGCUUUCUUUCGCCAGUAUUUGCCACUUUUGAUGCUGUUGGAGAAGGGAAGACGAAUGGGCUUUAUCACUGUUUUUAUGAUGGAACUUGGAGUACUAUUAAAAGGAGUUGCACUAUUGUUCGUGAUUUUGGAGAUGUUUGUUAUCAUUCUUAUUUCUCAUACAUGGAUGACCUGCGGCAGCAACCUGCAGAUAAGAACUAUUAUGAGAUCAGAUUACUUUAUCUUCCCAGUGCUAUUAUUGCCAGUUUACUUGGUUUCCUGUUCGACUUUCCGCUGAUUUCAUUUAUCGCUAUCUACAAAAGUCCAUUCAUGCUCUUUAAGGGGUGGCAUCGUUUGUUUCAUGACCUUAUAGGACGGGAAGGCCCUUUCUUGGAGACAAUAUGUGUACCAUUUGCAGGUCUUGCUAUCCUUCUUUGGCCGUUGGCUGUUGUUGGAGCAGUUUUGGGUUCCAUAGUAUCUAGCAUCUUCCUUGGUGCUUAUGCUGGUGUGAUUGUUUAUCAGGAAUCCUCAUUUUGGUUUGGGCUUUGCUAUAUCAUUGCGUCCUUGGCUAUUUACGAUGAAUACAGCAAUGAUGUUUUGGACAUGCCAGAAGGAUCUUGCUUUCCAAGGCCAAAGUACCGAAAAGCUCAAUUGACAAAGAGCCCUUCUCGUGCCUCCUCUUUCUCAGGGGCCAAUUCUUUUCGAAAUCGUCUCAACCGCUCAGAUUCACUUGUACCUAUGGUGGAUCUGAAACCAUUUACGCUGCUUGAUGGCUUAUUUAAGGAGUGUCAACAAUAUGGAGAGAUUUUUCUUUCUGAAGGACUGAUCACUCCACAAGACAUUGAAGACGCCAAGUCCAAUAAGGUUGGCACGGUGGUUAGCAUUGGUUUACCAGCUUAUUGCCUUCUUCAGGCAAUCCUACGUUCUGUGAAAGCCAAUUCUGAGGGUAUUCUGCUGAGUGACAAUGUUACUGAGUUAACAACCAGAAACAGACCAAAAGAAACCUUCUUUGAUUGGUUUUUUAACCCUUUUAUGAUCAUAAAAGAGCAAAUUAAAGCACAAAACCUUUCUGAGGAAGAAGAGGAUUAUCUCUGCAAACUAGUAUUGUUGAAUGGUGAUCCCUUGAAGUUGAAAAAUAGAAAUAUUGGUCCACCACCCGAGUCUGAGCGUAAACGCGCUGAACUUGAUGCGCUAGCUCGAAGGCUUCAAGGGAUUACUAAAUCUAUAUCAAGGUUUCCAACUUCAAGACGCCAUUUUCAAAGUCUUGUCAAGAAGCUGUCCGAAGAUCUGGACAAGAAGAAUGGUGACAGAAAAUCAAGCAAUGGGCUGCAAGCACUAGGAAGAUCAAAAAGUGCCUUCGCUCGUUUCUUAUCUUUUAAAAACAGAUCAAGCCAGAAUGGUUCCGAUCAAGAGUCACAACCGGUUAACGUGGAAUAUGUACAAUAAUGGAUGUUAAUAAUGGAAAUGAAAUCGCAACAUUUCCAUUUUUAUUUUUUGCUAAAGUUCAUAAUUCAUGAUUUUAAUGUUCUCUUGGUUCUUUCUAUAAGCGUCUGUCUCAUUUGGAUGCUGACAACAUUAGGAGGAAAUGAAUUAAACAUAUGAGAUGUAACAGAAGUUUUGAAUUGUAGAGUUUCCCUUGUUAUUGUGUC